Messenger RNA from Micropterus salmoides (largemouth bass), 3110 nucleotides. It is a transcript of the gene slc2a8, whose product is annotated as solute carrier family 2 member 8. Gene Ontology annotation, molecular function: transmembrane transporter activity. Gene Ontology annotation, biological process: transmembrane transport. The record is from RefSeq and is a predicted model, not a curated record. Gene Ontology annotation, cellular component: membrane. The coding region runs from base 317 to 1822 and encodes 501 amino acids. The transcript is spliced from 10 exons. NCBI's taxonomy places the organism in Eukaryota, Metazoa, Chordata, Actinopteri, Centrarchiformes, Centrarchidae.
AGACACACAUGAUCACCUGACUGAAAUGUUGACAAAGCAAGUUGGCCACCGGUAAGGAAGCAAACCCACUCGCUGACAGUUUCGGUGGCGACUGGCUGGUUGGAAUCGACCAAUUGAAAUAUCCGACGUUUUCACGGUUACCUGUGAUACAGUGUGAUUUCGGUUCCGUCCUCGUGGCUGCACAGUUGCCAGUUAGUUAGCUGGGAGGAUAACCCUAGAGUAGCUACUAUUGAUUUUCGUUCAGAGAGACCUGUGAUCCAUGCAAAAGGUGAACAAGAAGAGAGGGUAAACAUCAGGAAACGUCCCUACUGUCAGUAUGGACAUCCAGAGUGAGAGGAGAAGGCUGCUGGAUGCGGAUGGUGGAGAUGAGGAUCCUACAGGACUCAUGUCUGAGCAGGAUGCUUAUUUGAGUAAAGUGAAGAACAAGAAGUUGUACCUGGCAACGUUUGCCUCUGUUCUGGGUCCCAUGAGCUUCGGGUUCGUGUUGGGAUACAGCUCUCCUGCCAUCCCCCAACUUACCAGGAUCGCUGACCCUCGGCUGCGGCUGAACGACGUCCAGGCCUCCUGGUUUGGGUCCAUAGUGACGGUGGGAGCGGCAGUGGGCGGCCUUCUGGGCGGUUGGAUGGUGGGGAAGGUCGGCAGGAAGCUCACUCUGAUGUUCUGCUCGCUGCCGUUCGUCUUUGGGUUCACCAUCAUCAUCGCGGCACAGAACGUGUGGAUGUUUUACCUCGGCAGAGUGCUCACCGGCCUCGCCAGCGGGGUCACGUCACUGGUCGUCCCGCUGUAUAUCUCUGAAAUGGCACACGAGCGAGUACGCGGGAUGUUAGGCUCCUGUGUGCAACUCAGCGUGGUGCUCGGCAUCAUGGGAGUGUAUCUCGCAGGUCUCUUCAUGGACUGGCGCUGGCUGGCGAUCUGCAGCUCCAUCCCGCCCACGCUGCUGAUGGUCUGUAUGUGCUUCAUGCCAGAGACGCCCCGGUACCUGCUGUCACAGGGUAAGAGGCGGGAGGCUGAGGAGGCGCUACGCUUCCUGCGAGGACCUGACGCCUCCGUCGAAUGGGAGUGCGCCCGCAUCGAGGAUGCCUGUGAUGAGCAGGGCUCUAGUUUCCACAUGUCGGACCUGAGGGACCCCGGGGUCUACAAGCCUCUGGUGAUCGGUGUCAUGCUGAUGUUGUUUCAGCAGAUGACGGGGAUCAAUGCCAUAAUGUUCUACGCUGAGAGCAUAUUUCAACAGGCACAUUUCAAGGAGAGUGACCUGGCUUCAGUGAUCGUGGGUCUGAUUCAGGUCGUCUUUACAGCAGUGGCAGCCAUCAUCAUGGACAAAGCUGGAAGGAAAGUCCUUCUCAUCAUCUCAGGUGCUGCCAUGGCAAUCAGCACCACAGCAUUCGGGGUCUACUUCUACCUGAUGUCCAAACUACCCAGCACCACCUCGGCGGGUCUCUUGGUGCUGGAAAUCCAGAGCACAGCUGGAGAAGAACCCCACGCUGACCUGGCAUGGCUGGCCCUCGCCAGCAUGGCCGUCUUCAUCACAGGAUUUGCUCUUGGCUGGGGUCCAAUCCCGUGGCUGGUUAUGUCGGAGAUUUUCCCCGUCAAAGCAAGGGGGGUUGCCAGCGCUGUCUGCGUCCUCACCAACUGGAGCAUGGCUUUCAUCGUCACCAAAACCUUCCAAGACAUGAUGAACCUUCUAACCAGCGCAGGAACCUUCUGGCUGUUUGCCUGUAUGUGCAUCAUCAACGUCAUCUUCACCAUUUCCUUCGUCCCAGAAACAAAGGGCAAGACACUGGAGCAGAUCGAAGCCACUUUCAGAGGCACAUCAGGUCCAUGAAGCCCCUCUCCCACCGGCCAAAAGACAUCACAUGUGUCAAAUCUCAGACCUCAUACUCCUGAACUGACAGGUCCUCGGGGCAUUUUUUUCAAAUCUUUCUUAAGCUUAUGAAGCUGAUUGGGUGACAUGCAGCAAAGGGCCUCGGGCUGGACUGGAUCCCGGGCCGCUGUGGUAAGCCUUGGUACGUUAGACUAAACUGGGUGUAAAUCAUCUGUUUCCGUAGGAAGUCUGAGCUAAACACUUAAUUAUAUUAAUUAUUAAAUCGGGUAAUUAAAUACAGUUUUCCGCAGGUCACAUCCUUAAACUUUUAUGUUUUAUACUGAGAAACAACAUAUGUAAUAUCAACAAAAAGACUAGACUGAAGUGCUCGCUCAGACACUGAGUUGCAGAGUGACUCCCAGUGAGAAGAUUCAGCACAAGUUUAUUAGUGUCUUGUUCAAAAACACUUGGAUUGGAUGGGUGUUAAAAUUUUUGUUAGUGAAACACUGGGCUGUUGUGGAGAUGAACCUGCACCCUCAGUGGUUUUUGCUACCUCCAGUAAGACACCACUCUACACUGCCUCCUGCAGGUCUAACUUAUGUAAUUCACCGCCAAGACAACACAUUCUGAUCAGUGAAGUUCUGACUGAAAUCUGUCCUAAACAGUUGUUCGUUUUUCUACACUGAAAACACUUUCCUUUUGAGAAAAGCUGGUACAAUGCUAAAGCAGAAUGUGGGGGAUACAGACACAAUAUCGCUGUUCAAUUACUUUGAUUCAGUGCCAAAUACAUCAGGAAUAUUUUCUGUCUUCACUAGGUAGGGAUCAUGCCUGUGGUGCUUGCUCCUUAAACUCAAAACAAAGUGUAUCUUCAAGGAAUUUUGCAGAAACUUUAUAGCACUGAUGUUUUGAGAAGUGAGUCUGUUGUUUACACUGACUGUGCUGACUGUUACAAAACAGUGAAGUGAAACUAAAAAGAUUAUGUAAUGAAAAACUUUGAAACAUCUAUCAUCUGUAGAAUUAAAAAAAACGCCUCUAAUAAGAAAAAGGGUUUGGGUUUGGGGUUUGUUUUUGUAAUAAUUUUUUCUUAAAAUAUUCUUGUAAAGGAAAUGUUUGAAACUAUUAUGUGACUUGUUUGCUAUGAGUUCGGUGAAGUUAUAAAAAUAAAUAGAUGAUAAAUGGUCAAUAGAUAAAUGAAGCUUUUUGACUCAGUUUUUCCACUAUGAAUUUCCAAGUUUGUGUUUUUCAUUAUCCCGGUGUGAAACUGAAUCAUACCAUAAACUGUCUGUGAAUAAAAUCACUGUUUUGGACA